Molecule: messenger RNA, 2115 nt
Organism: Trichoplax adhaerens
Lineage: Eukaryota; Metazoa; Placozoa; Uniplacotomia; Trichoplacea; Trichoplacidae
Exons: 8
Coding region: 1-2115 (704 amino acids)
Biological process (GO): protein secretion
Source: RefSeq, a predicted model, not a curated record
AUGUUGAAAAGCAAUGGUAUAAUUAGCAUACUUCAAGUUACAGUGGAUGGAAGUAUCGUAGCAAAUCAAGGUAAUCCUCACGAUUGGAGACGUUAUGAAGCUUUGACAAAAUUAAUUUCCACAUGUCCGAUGCAAGUAAAGUCAGCAGAUGAAUAUUGCAGGAAUAUCUGUACUCAGAUUCGGCAAAUGUUACAUUAUAAAAAAACUAAUAUUCCAAUUUUAUACCUCCGGAUAUCGUUACAAAGCAUUAUUUUAAUAUCACAAAAGUAUCCUAAAUUGACGAAAAAAUACUUCUUUCAACCCAUUUUGAGACCAUUUAUAUUAUGUCUCCGCAAAUAUGAACAACAUUCUUCGGAGGACAUUCCAACUAUUUUUUCUGAAAAAUCAAUUACCACAUCUGUUGUAGAUAUCCAUAAGGUAUUGCUGAACUCGAAUGACAUUCCCUUUUUAUCGAAGCAUCUAUUUCCGAUUAUUCAUCCGUUAUUUAUAUGCUAUUCCUUUUCGAAAAAUACAAUAUCUCAUCUAUCGCCCAUACUUUCCGAAAUCUUUGUAACCAUUUUAAAUGAAAUUGAAACCCGUGAACUAUUAAGCUACAUAGUGAGAAUUGCAUAUGGUGAAGCAGCAAUUAACGAACCCAAUUCUGGAGACUAUUCUAUAAGUGAUAGGAUACAAUUUGCAUUAGGGACGGAAGGAGGCAUCCAAGUUAAGGUUGCUAAAGUUAACGAGAACCUUACUGAAGAUGAAUUUGUGGAUUCUGCUAUAAACUAUCGCCAGCAAAUGUUUUGCUUCUUAGAACUUCUUACAAUUUUAAAAAGAAAUGAUAUCAUAGGGGAUCUAAUAGUGAAAUUAUUAUCUAAUUUACUAUACAUCACAAAUAGACUCCAAAGUUGUACUGAAUCAGUUAAGUUAGAAUCAGAUAUUAGCGUUGACGUAAACUUUAAUAGAUUUUUGAGAUUUAAAGCGGCAACCUUAUACUUGCUCGGUGCAAUUUGUGGUACCGUGGAUACUUCAACUUUGCUCAAAAAUAAAGAUCAAAUAUUGGAUUUUGUAAUGUCGACCGUUGAAAGAGCUACAAAUGGUUUAGAAGAUGAAAGAAAAGAAGAUUAUUCGUCUAAUGGGUCCCGUCUAUUUGAAGAAACAAUUAAUAUAUCUAUGCUAUUAUUGUCCAUAAUUAUUGGUGAUAAGAAAAUGAUAUCAGAAAAUGAUUGGGAAAGAUUACAGCGGCUACUGCCUUCACUAGAGCAACUAACACGAUUGUUAACCAGCAGUUACAUAUCACAAACGGCGAACAAUCUGCGAAUAUGCUUAGCUACUAGAAGUGAAUUUCGCUCUUGGUCAGAACUUCAAAAAGGAGAAGCUGAUCCACCGCUAGAUUUGAACCACAGUUGUGAUCCUGAUCACAGUAAAGUUUAUUGUUCUCACGCUACUGAUAAAAACACCAGAGAAUCUGAAAAUGAUGAAGAAAGUAAUAGAGAACAGGAGCGUAGUAAUUUUAAGUCAAUAAUGGCUGAGCUAGAGGAUCCUUUAAUACCAAUAAGAGGAGCUGGAUUAGUACAUCUAGCUAAAUUAAUAACGAAGAAAGAUCCUGAAGUUACUGAGAAUAUAACGCAGAUAGAAACAAUUAUUCGAACUAAUUUAGAAGAUUCGGAUAGCUACGUGUAUCUUGCUGCAAUUAAUGCCCUCGUAGCGUUAACAGAUAUAGAACCGGAUCUGGUAUUACCCCGUCUUUGUAAGGAGUUUAUCAACGCCAGCGAAAAUUCUGAAGAUGGUAAUCCUUCAGCUAAAUAUGAAUUUCGAAUGAAGCUUGGAGAAUCUCUCCAAUUAGCAAUAAAACACACUGGAGAACUAUUACCUCGGUAUGCCCACCAUAUAAUACCAGCUGUACUUACGGGUGUGAAUGACAAAGACAGUGACAUUCGUUGUAGCAGCUUAUCUCAGCUAGCUGAACUGUGCAUGUUGCUCCGUCAUUCGAUUAAUCCAUUAUUGCACGAGGUUACAAGCUGCAUUAGCAGUUUGGCGAAAUUCGAUAAAAUUAAUGAAGUUCGAAGGGGUGCUGUCAAUGUUAUUCGUUCUUUAUUGAAGGGUUUACAAAGUGAUAUCAUAGAGGUGAUUUGA